Molecule: messenger RNA, 872 nt
Organism: Phacochoerus africanus (Common warthog)
Lineage: Eukaryota; Metazoa; Chordata; Mammalia; Artiodactyla; Suidae
Gene: COPRS
Product: coordinator of PRMT5 and differentiation stimulator
Exons: 4
Coding region: 59-616 (185 amino acids)
Cellular component (GO): nucleus
Molecular function (GO): histone binding
Source: RefSeq, a predicted model, not a curated record
CUGGUGCGUCACGUGGCUGAGCAGCGAGCGUCUCGGGCUCAGCAGCUGGCCGCCGGGCAUGGACCCUCUCACCGCUGGGGCCCAAGCGUUGGGGGCCGCGGAGCCGCCGCGGGGCCGGCCGCUGCUGAGCGCGCGGGAGGCGUCCCCCGCCCCGGGGGCUGCCUUUGUGCUGGCUGACCACUCUGGUCAGGAGAGAGAGACUGAGAAGGCCAUGGAUCGACUAGCCACUGGAGCCCAGAGCAUCCCUAACGAUAGUCCUGCCCGUGGUGAGAGCAUCCAUUCUGAAGAGGAAGGCUUUGCUGUGGAUGAUGAGGACUCUGAUGGGGACCUGAACACAUGGGAGCUGUCAGAAGGGGUGUCCGGCUGUCCACCCAAGGAGCAGGCUGCCGACCUUUUUAAUGAGGACUGGGACUUGGAGUUGAAAGCAGAUCAAGGGAAUCCAUAUGAUGCCGACGACAUCCAGGGUUGCCUUUCUCAAGAGGUCAGACCUUGGGUGUGCUGUGCCCCACAAGGAGACAUGAUCUAUGACCCCAGUUGGCACCACCCGCCUCCACUGAUACCCCAUUAUUCCAAGAUGGUCUUUGAAACGGGACAGUUUGAUGAUGCCGAAGACUGAGGGUGCCGCCCUGGCCUGGUGGGCGGGCGGGCCUUCCAGGUCAAGGUCUCCUUCUUUUGAGGUGAGAUGUCACAUCCGAGGAGACAUUCCCGGUGAUCCCCAAGCUGGGCACACAGACUGGUGUUAAGUAAGGUCUGCCACCUCCUGUUCUGUUGUUGUUGUUGUUUUUAAUGAGCUUCUCCCAGGUAUGUGUGUGUACGUCUGUGUCGGGAGAGGAGUAGAAAACUUUAUAAAUAAAGGUAGGAAAUGAUCAAUA